CGGUUCCUCCGGAAGAUGGCGAUAGUGACUCAACACGGACGUCGCAGCAGCGCGAGAAGAAACAACCGGAAGCGGCAGCGGCGAAAGCGGAAGUGCAAAAAUGGAGGCGGCCGUGUUCAUUUCAUCCCUCGUCGACUGCUGUGCUUUAAUAUUUCUCUCCGUGUAUUUCGUAUCCUUGAUAAACUAUCGAGCGGAGUGAAGAUGAGUGUAUUCCUCUGUUCUGUUCUUGUUACUUCCCUAACCCGGUCUCAGAUCAUCACUCUGUCUGAUCUGGAGUGUGAUUACAUCAAUGCUCGCUCCUGCUGCUCCAAACUCAACAAAUGGGUCGUUCCUGAGAUGAUCGCUCAGGCUCUGGCCACGCUCCUGAUGCUGGGCUCCAUGCACUGGUUUGUGUUCCUGCUCAACCUCCCCGUGGCAUCCUGGGAUGUUUACAGAUACGUGAAGGUUCCUGUGGGGAACAUGGGAGUGUACGAUCCCACAGAGAUUCACAACAGAGGCCAGCUCAAGUCCCACAUGAAGGAAGCCAUGAUCAAACUGGGCUUCCACCUCCUCUGCUUCUUCAUCUACCUGUACAGCAUGAUCCUGGCUCUCAUCAACGACUGACCCACAACUGUCUUCACAACACAAACUGCCAAAUCAUGAACUGGCCUUUACAUAUUGUGAAUAAACUCCAUGCAUCCCAAUCAGAAGAUCAGCCCAGCUCAUGUGCGGACCCCAAACCCCCCGCGCAGGCGUGUGUGUGCCCCUCACUGGGGUUUCUCAGGGCUGAAGCGUCAGUGAAUCACUCCACGUCCGUUUGACCAGCAGCUGUACACUAAACACGCUCCGUUUCUCCACUGGAUACACUGACCGUCACACAAUUCUGAGUUUUUUUCUUGCAAUUCUGAGAAAGAUUGGUGCGAUGUAAACUCUUGUUUAACAUUUUGAAAUAUGAGGAUUUUGAGAAUUGUGAGAUUCUGAACUUAACAAAUCAGAAUUGCAAAAAAAAAAAAAAAAAGUCUGAUUUCUUAGAAUUGUGAGAAACUGAUAUAAUUUUAUAAUUCUGAAAUUAUAUUUCAUAGUUACACUUUCUGCUCAGAAUCGCGAGAUUGCACCAGACAAUUGAGUUCGUAUUGUACAUUUCGAAUAUUGUUUUUCACGUACAGCAUUGAGAUAAAAAGCCUAAAAUGCAAAAAUUCCAAUUAUGUAAUUAAAAAAUAAAUACUAAACUUGCCAUUGCUGAAUGGCAAGAAAAAAAAAAAAGUCUAGUUUACAUCUAACAAUUGACUUUUUUUUUUCUUUCCCAGAAUUGCAAGAUACAAAGUCUGAAUUAUGAGAUAUAAACUAAGUUUGAUUUUUUUUUUAUCCCUUGGCAGAAACAAGCCUCUAUACAUUCACACACCAAAACCAAAAGAAAAAAUGUUUUACGUAAAGAUAACGAUGCCUAUUUAGGACCAAACCUUUUGCUAUAUAUCAUUAUUUUAAUGAAAAUUAAGCACAUUGUCAAUAAUGUAAGGUCUUUUUCUUCAUAAUUCUUAUUACACUCCAUGCUUGUUUUGUUUUGAAAUAGAAGUUAAAUGGGUACAACUAUUACUGUGAUGCACAUAUAUUACCAUUUACUUUUUUUUUCCUUUUUUUUACAGCAAUGAGAAACUGUUUUUUGUUGCAUUACAAUAAUAAUGACAAAUUUGAAUCAAAAUGUGCUUAACUGUCAUCUAAACGUCAAUGUAAGAAACAUUAUUUUUGUUUUAAUGAGCUGGACAUGUUCUUAAUAAGUUUCAUGAUUUUUUUUUUUCCUCAUCCACUUGCAUGUUUUUGUAAACUCUAUGUUGUCUGUGUAUGUGAACUCGUUUACAGAUGAAUGGCACGUGACUCAAAGGAGCUCUAGAAGAACCAGAACAAUGUGUUCAUCACAGCCUCUGAAUCACAUCUUCCUGCUAAUGACAUUUCAGUGGCUUGUUUUGAGCAGAUAUCAUUGAUUUUUGUGUCUCCUGCUUUAUAUGUUCAAGAAUGAGUCAGAGUUUUAUCAGAUAUUUGAUGAUGUUGAAUCAAAUAAAGAUAGUUAUAAAUAAAUAAAUGAUAGUUUGUUUAAAGAAACUGAAGGGAAUGUUUAGAACCAUUAAGAUGUUUUUUAAUGAAAAUUAAGCAAAUUUUGUUGCAGAAUUUUCAUUAGUGUGUCUCCGUUUUACUCUCGGUUUCUGUUUUAGUUGUCCAGAUUCAUCAAAUUUAAAUCAUAAAAAAUGUAUAUUUGCUGUGCUGCCUCUUGAUUUAAAAUCAAAGCUUAAUUGUCAAGGAGAUACUAUACAAAAAAUCUAAAUGGUCCUUAAAAACAGGUGUAAUUUUCUUUACACAAUAACUUUUCUCUGAUAUUGAAUUGUGGAUUCACCAGUGCUGAAGUUAAUGAAUGCUGGGUAAGCAGCUACACGUGAUCUUUGAGGAGUUUUAUCAGUCAGUGUUCUGCUUUGAAUAGCACUGUUCAACAGGUGUUCAUGUCGCUUGAUUUGGGAGGGUUUGGUUUGGUUUGUAAGCAUGUGAGAUCUGUCAUCGUUUUUUAGUUCUUUUGAAUAUUUGGGUUUAUGGGGAUUAUUAAAUAAAAGGAUUAUCAUGAAUA
This is a messenger RNA of Carassius gibelio (silver crucian carp), 2590 nucleotides long. RefSeq names its product protein cornichon homolog 4-like. Bases 16 to 603 code for a protein of 195 amino acids. The record is from RefSeq and is a predicted model, not a curated record. NCBI's taxonomy places the organism in Eukaryota, Metazoa, Chordata, Actinopteri, Cypriniformes, Cyprinidae. Gene Ontology annotation, biological process: endoplasmic reticulum to Golgi vesicle-mediated transport. The transcript has 5 exons. Gene Ontology annotation, cellular component: COPII-coated ER to Golgi transport vesicle; endoplasmic reticulum membrane.